AUGCGUGUCCAGCCUUUCGUCUCAUCCGCCCUUCUCCUCCUCUCUAUCUCUACCGCUAUAGCCGGCCCAGUAUCGAAUCCAGAUGCGAAGAGAAAAGAGCCGUCUAAAGGUGCUCGGGAAUCAGACCCUUCAAAAGCUGUGACGGACUCGGUUUCCUCAGAUGACCCUGCAACCUGGGAUUUUAGUAGCCCCUUUGACGGGAAGGAUGGCAAACCGCACGCCGGCCCCUUUGUAGAGACAAUUGCAGAGCGAGGGCGUAAGAAGUCGUCCAAGAAUGGUGGCUCAAAGCAAGAGGAUGAGGAGGAUGAUACCUUCUCGGAAGACACCGAGCAUAUCGCCCCUGACGGGACCAAGAUUCCUCACUCAAAUGAUGGAGUAAUGGAUGAUAAGAACCGUUCAGGGCCCAAGGAGGGAACAACAGGUAUAGAGGGUGGAGUGUCAGCGAAAUCCAAGGGCAAAGACACGAGCACCAACAGGAAACCGGACUCUCCCAAGGAGUUACCUCCACUCCCUCAUAGUGAACAGACGAAGAUUCCCGGGCAAGACGACCAGCCAGAGGAUAGCGACGAUGAGAAGAAGGGAUCAAAAGUUCUGGAGAAACCUGACGAUCUACCCGAGUCUCCUCACUCUGUUUCCUCAGGGAAGUCAGAUAAAUCUCGUGGACCCGAUCUCUCUACAAAACCUGGAUCUUCUCGUUCCCCCGAUACCAAAACACCGUCGAAACAACCUGGCAACGAAAUCAUUCACCCCUCCGACUCGUUCUUCCUAUCGCUUACCAUGAUUGUUUUCUCCGAGAUUGGUGACAAGACUUUCCUUGUCGCUGCGCUUAUGGCUAUGCGCCAUCCUCGCAUGCUCGUCUUUUCUGCCGCAUUUAGUGCACUCGCUGUCAUGACUGUUCUCUCCGCCGUCCUUGGCCAUGCUGUUCCUACCCUUCUACCGGCUCACUUUACCAGCGCUCUUGCGUCGAUCCUUUUCUUCGUUUUUGGCCUUAAAAUGAUGGUCGAGGCACGAAACAUGUCUCCAGAUGAGAAUGUUAGUCAGGAAAUGAAAGAAGUUGAGAUGGAACUCGAAGAGAAGGAACAUGAGCAGCUUCGCAUGGGCCGUGGCCGCUCGGGCAUCAGUGCCUAUGCGCUAGAAUCUGGCCAUGGGGGACUCCCACGGAAGAGCCGCUCUUCCAACCAUAUGCUCCCCUCCCCAGAGAGCCUCUCCUCAUCGUCGUCAAGGGAUAACUCUCCAUCUCGCGCCAACACCCUUGCAAACAUGAUGUCUGGUGUUAGCAACCUGUUUUCGUUCCUGUUGAGUCCCGCUUGGGUGCAAACUUUUGUCAUGACCUUCCUAGGAGAAUGGGGAGAUCGAAGCCAGAUAGCUACCAUCGCCAUGGCUGCUGGUGCUGAUUAUUGGUGGGUUACCUGUGGUGCCGUUAUUGGCCACGCGCUUUGUACUGCCGGCGCAGUCAUAGGUGGACGAGCGAUCGCUGGCAAAGUCAGCAUCCGAGUUGUCACCUUUGGUGGUGCCAUCUGCUUCGUCAUCUUCGGCCUUCUCUACCUUUUCGAAUCUAUAUAUUAA
Trichophyton rubrum CBS 118892 is the source of this 1566-nucleotide messenger RNA. RefSeq lists its product as uncharacterized. The record is from RefSeq and is a predicted model, not a curated record. NCBI's taxonomy places the organism in Eukaryota, Fungi, Ascomycota, Eurotiomycetes, Onygenales, Arthrodermataceae. The coding region runs from base 1 to 1566 and encodes 521 amino acids. Gene Ontology annotation, cellular component: Golgi apparatus; fungal-type vacuole membrane. Gene Ontology annotation, molecular function: calcium ion transmembrane transporter activity; manganese ion transmembrane transporter activity. Gene Ontology annotation, biological process: Golgi calcium ion transport; Golgi calcium ion homeostasis; manganese ion transmembrane transport. The transcript is spliced from 3 exons.